ACACGUCUUUAUCAGUAGAUAAUGCGAUACAUCGCAUAGAGUUUAGGUGUUUUCCACGUUCAGUUGGUUCUUCCUCGUUGUUCGAGAGUGAGAAGGAGCAGUGCUGUUCCGCAGUGCACCUGCGUGUAAAAGGAUUUAUCGACAACGUGCACCAAAAUGGCUGCCACGCAUCUGGAUGUUGGUCUACGAUGCAUCAAAUACCUGCUUUGCGCGGUUAACUCGCUUUUUGUGUUGACAGGGAUAAUGAUAAUAUCCGUUGGUACAACAAUUUAUGCAGUUUAUGAAGAUUUCUCACAUUUUCUGGACCCCAGUUACAUUUCUCCAGCAACGCUAUUAAUCAUUGUUGGAAGUAUUGUUUUUGUGAUAGCCUUUCUAGGUUGUUGUGGAGCUAUUAGAGAAAGUACUUGUAUGGUUCUUGUGUUUGCAGUAUCACUAUCACUUGUUCUUAUAUUGGAAUUAUCUGCUGCAAUUGCAGCUUAUGCUCUUCAAGAUGGAAUAAGGAAUCUUCUCGCUCAAAAAAUAAAUGGUACUAUGCAUCAAUAUGGGAAAAAUGAAGAAGCUACAGAUGCUAUUGAUUUUCUGCAAUCAAGGCUUUAUUGUUGCGGAUAUAAUGGAUAUGAAGACUGGGCAGAUAUUAUGAAUGCAAAUAAAAUAGAUCUUCCAAGAUCUUGUCGACCAUGGGCAGAUAUUAAUGAGAACAGUACACAUACUCCUGAUAGUGAUGACAUUUCUUGGACUCCUUAUGGAACUGGAUGUAUCCACAACCUAUCAGUUAUUAUUCACAGGAGUGCAUUGUAUAUCAGUACAGGAGCUGUGGCCAUUGCUCUUAUUCAGUUGACUGGAAUAAUGUUUGCUUGCAUGUUAGGCCGAGCAAUUAGAAGACAAAAGACAGAAAGGGAAAGACGUAAAUGGGAAUUGAGAGAAAGUUUAGUCAAUGGUUAUCAACCAUUAGGAAAAGCAGAUCCGUUCACAACAUUUCCGGUUGUUUAUAUGUCCUCCUCUGAACCUUCAAAGAACCCUUAGUAUUCUUUUCUACAUUAAAUUUUCAAUUAAUACUUUCUUGAAAAUAUUCACUGUUUCAUAAUAGUAUUUUCCAUUUUUCUAAAAUA
Messenger RNA from Megachile rotundata (alfalfa leafcutting bee), 1109 nucleotides. RefSeq names its product CD63 antigen-like. Gene Ontology annotation, cellular component: plasma membrane. The record is from RefSeq and is a predicted model, not a curated record. Lineage: Eukaryota; Metazoa; Arthropoda; Insecta; Hymenoptera; Megachilidae.